AUGCUUCACCUCUGCAGCAGGUGUUCUGUAGGAUCCCAACUCCCUCUCGCGAAUCAACGGAAAGCUUUCUUGAGAACUUUUUUGAACCUGGCCGUCGUUUCUUGGCUCGAUGCCUCUCAUGAAACACAAUACCUUUGCCCUGACCCCAAUGCCCAAUCACUCCAUGUCUUCUUCUCUGUUGACUACAGCAGUGAAGCCGCGACUGUCUUGUUCAAGAUUCGACUCCCGAUUGAACAGAAGACUUCAUCCCAUACGAAGAGACACCUGUCUCUCUUCAUCCACCCGGAGCAAGUUAUAUCCUUAACUCACCAUGGUCUUGAGCCUGACGAGGCGCCUGAGCAAGUACGACAAAAGCUUGGGCAUGGUGUAAUCUGCCUCAAGUUCCAGCUGCGUACUCGUCCAGAUAUGAUUGUACCCAAGAACUUUGCACCCAAGAAGCAGGAGGAUUGCGAAUCGCUAGAUGCCAUGAAGCAACUCGCUCGACAAACAGCUCUGAGUAUCUACGUAGGACGCGACGUUCUACCAGAUGCCCAAGCUCGCAUCCUCUGCGACAUAGCCCUUGAUCCUGAAACCAGGACAAGUUGCUUGGAAACCCAUCUCACGGCUGUCUACGGACACAGUCGUGCCAGGCGUUGGCUAGGCUCUGCAGAUGCGCCAGCAGCAUCGCCUCCAUCAUACAACCAAGCACAAUGUGAAUUGCCGCUCGUCGACGAAAAGGAAUCUACCACAGUAGAUAUUGAAGUUGCGACCAAGAAGCGGAAGUGGAAUGGUGAAGGAGAAGAACAUUCUCUCGACUCAGCCUCACUCAAGGCCGCCGAGAAGCCCGUCGAGACGGUUGCCGAGACACAACUCGCCGACAUUUUCCGACAUGAAUUACAGCAGGUCAAGAGGGAAAUCCUGGCGCACGUCGACAAGCGAUUCGACAAUCUCGACAAGCGAUUCGACAAUCUCGACAAGCGAUUCGACAAUCUCGACAUGUACAACAAGGAUGAGGUGGACGAUAGAUUCUACGUGACGGAGAAACAGGCCGAGGGCAUAAUGUCAACAAAGGUUGAUGAGGAUGACCUGGACGAUAUCAAGAUGGAACUGAAGGUUUACGCGAAGGAAGAGGUUAUGGAAAUGGGGGUUAAGGUGGAGAAGCGUGUUGGGAAGCGCCUCAUCAAGCGCCUUAAGGCGUCUUCGCGGAACCUUGAGAUGGACAGCGACAGUAAGACUAAUUUGCCUUCGUCUUGAGGUGGCAAUAAACUGAAGCUACUGCACAAAUUUCGACCGGAAUACGUUCGUUUUUUUCUUCUCGUUUAAGUGCGCUGUCACGAAUGAUACCACCAGUUGGAUGAUGGUUCAGCCAUUGUUCUCGUUGCUGCCGUCACGUACCCUUAUCCCAUCAAGAUACUUCAACAUCAACCGCAACCCCAUGUCUCCCAAUCAAUGUAACUCAACUCUAUCCCGAAAGCACAUUAUCCUCGUUCCAAUGGCGUCAGGUCCUGUCAAUGUCCAGCUCGUGUGCAUCCAACCAUCCCUGGCGAUGCCGUAAGCUCACAGUAGAUGUUCGUCGCAGAAACUCCUUCCGGGUCACGCCAUUCUAUUGCCACGCCCACUCCCUUCAAUUCUUUAUCAACACCCCCCACCGCCUCCGCCAC
This is a messenger RNA of Ilyonectria robusta, 1640 nucleotides long. RefSeq lists its product as uncharacterized. The record is from RefSeq and is a predicted model, not a curated record. NCBI's taxonomy places the organism in Eukaryota, Fungi, Ascomycota, Sordariomycetes, Hypocreales, Nectriaceae. The transcript is spliced from 3 exons. The coding region runs from base 1 to 1233 and encodes 410 amino acids.